Xiphophorus maculatus (southern platyfish) is the source of this 2991-nucleotide messenger RNA. RefSeq lists its product as uncharacterized. Lineage: Eukaryota; Metazoa; Chordata; Actinopteri; Cyprinodontiformes; Poeciliidae. The record is from RefSeq and is a predicted model, not a curated record. The transcript has 5 exons. Bases 1437 to 2621 code for a protein of 394 amino acids.
GAUUCAGAACAGUCAGAGUGAACAGCAGCUGCUACAGCGCUACCAUGUGGACAGCUGUUUAUCAGAACUUCAGGUGUUCGGAUUGGAUCCAGAUCCUUGUUCUGUUAAGGUUCUGAGUGGUCCAAUCCAGAUGUGACCAAACAAAUAUCUCUGAACUCUAGACCUAGAAGAACUGGGCCUGCGUGGAGUCACUGACCUUCCCUCCAUCCAGGACCUCUACUGAAUGAAAAUGGACACUAACGUGUCUGCAGAUCCCACACAUGCUGGACAUGAACGGUUUAGACUUUUACUACAGAGACAGCUUCUUAAAUAUUAUUUUAUCAAUCAAGUCAGUUGUCAUUUGUAUUGGACCAAAUUGCAUCAUGUGAAACGAAAGUGGUAAUCGAACACAGGGAAAGCUGAUGUUUUAACAGUUAUUUUUAUGAAUACAUUCUGCCACAACUGGUUCUCAGACAUUCAUGAUGUUGAUGCGGAAAAUGCAGUAUCCCCGCCUACAGAAAAAGUUGUUGGCUACUCUGUUGUGGAACUAAAUAAACAUGUCCACUGCUCUAACUUGGCUUUUUUUAUUUUUUCUCAUAUUAAAAAAUUCCUACAUAGACUGUUUCUAUAUCUAUUAUUUUAUUUCCUCUACAGUUUAUAUUUUACACUUAAUGUCUUGAAACCGAAGUCAGAUUUCAAGACACAAUCAUGGCCAGUAAACUAAUUCUGUGUUCAAACUGAUUCAAAUUCCACUCAAAAUUUGAAUCACCUUUGGCACUGCUGGCUUUCCAUACAGGGCAACGUAUUAAAUUUCAUCCGUUUGAUGUGGAUUUGUUUCCCGUUAAAUCUAAAUUAAAUCGACAAAAUGUUGCUGCUAUAGACGUCAAAACAUGUAAAUUAAGAUCAGAUCUGCAGGUGAACGUGAUAAAAUGUUACUGUCAGAAGUGGGAUUCGAACCCACGCCUCCAGGGGAGACUGCGACCUGAACGCAGCGCCUUAGACCGCUCGGCCAUCCUGACAUCACGGUACAACUUUCAAAACCCGCAGGAUUUAAACAACGUGAGCCUGUGGAUUUUAUUAAGCUGGGUAUCAAAACGGAUACGACAUCGCCUCUACGCCUCAAGGUUGAAAUAAACGGCCACAUAUCGCAGCGAGAAAGUCGGGUAGGAAAAGCUACAAUGUUACGAAAAGAUCGGCUACCCCCCACCAUUACUGGGUGAGUCACGAUCACGAGCUGGAUCAUGUUCGCACCUGUUCGUGGGUCUGGCUUUGUCGCAUCCUAAAUUUGGAUUUUUUUCGGAUCUGUUUAGUUCCUCCGAGCGUCAGUUUCGUUUCCCUUUCGUCGUCGCUAUUAAAGAAAAGCAGCAGAAGAAGAGUUUCGGUUCUCCCUUCGUACCGAAAGGAAGAGAAGACCUUCAUCGGACUGAAACGGCUCCUGAACAGUUUGGAGCGCAGACAUGAACCAAGCUGCUCCGAGCCAGCGACCCGUCAUCCCACAGGUCCGGUACCAUCCAUCCAUUCAGAUGGCAGGAAGUGGAACCACAGCCGGUGCUACUCGCCGUCCUCAGACCAGAACUCAACCUAAAACGGUCCAGAAGAACCAGAACUCCAACAGAACCGGUCCGGGUGGGGCGCGCGGACCACCUGACAACGAUCCAGGUCCAACUGCAGACCAAGCAUCAAGCAAACAGGGUCAGAGGUUCAGACCAGGUGCUGCUCACCACCCUCAGACCAGAACUGAGCCCAGAGUGGUCCAGAAGAACCAUGAUCCCAGCAGGACCGGUCCAUGUUUUAACAGAGGACCAGAACCCAAGAGGGAUCUGGGUUCUGCUGAAAACAAAGCUCCUCCCACACCAGACCAGGUCCCGCUGGACCCAAGGGCCGAACUGGACCGGAACCUGCUGCAGCAGGUGGAGGUUCUGACCCGCGGACAGAGCACCAACCAGGACUGGUUCCACUGGAGGAAGAAUCGGAUCACGGCCUCUGUGGCCCAUCGCAUCGCUCACUCCAGGUUCGUCAAUGGCAAGAGCAAAGCUCCGCCCAUUUCGUACCUGGCUGCCAUCACAGGCGAGGGGCCCAAAGUCCAGACCAGAGCCAUGAGCUGGGGCAUCGAGAAAGAGGCCGAGGUCGUCCGCAGGUACCAGACUCUGAAGUCGGCGGCGCUGGGCCGACCCGUCCGGGUUCUGGAGUGCGGCCUGUUCAUCGACGGCCAGCGGCCCUGGCUGGCGGCCAGCCCUGACGGCAUCGUGGUGGACGCGCGGAGCGGCCGCAGGCUGCUCUGUCUGGAGGUCAAAUGUCCCUACAAACACCGGCACCGUAGGGUGGAGGACGCCUGCAGGGACGACCCGGCCUUCUGCCUGCAGCUGCUGGACGGGGACACACCUGGACAGGCUCCAGUUUACGCCCUGAAGAAGUCCCACAGCUACUUCACGCAGAUCCAGGUCCAGCUGGCCGUCACAGGCCUGGACCGGGCCGACCUGGUCGUCUUCACUCUGAUGGAGACGGCCAUUGUCCCCGUGACCUUUGACCCCGACCUGUGGGAUGAGACGGUGUCCAAGCUGGAGGUCUUCUACCAGGAGGCUGUCCUCCCUCACCUCAGACAAAAAAUGCAGCAGAAAGCAGACGCAGGGCCAGAACUGUAGAAACAGGACGGUCCAAACAAAGGUGAUCUACUGGACAAGUCCUGUCCUCUGAGGACGGAUGUGUUCUGGUUCUGAGGGUGGUAGAGGACAAGGGACAUUUUUUAAGCUACUGAUUCUGUUAUACAUUACUUUAUUCAUCCCAGCAGGGAAAUUAUUUAUUUCAGAUUAAACAAGUCGGACUUCUGAGGAACUCGACCUUUUGAGUCCAGUUUGUCCAACAGCGUCCAACCAGAGACUGACAGAACCCUGAUGAGCUUCUGGAUCGGAACCAAUCCAAACGCUCUCAACUGGAUCAGCUCACACUUCCUCAUAUCGGACCUUUUUCUGUAGCGGGCUCAUGGUUACGAAAAUAAAUUCAUUUCGUAUGAAA